Molecule: messenger RNA, 2156 nt
Organism: Hippoglossus stenolepis (Pacific halibut)
Lineage: Eukaryota; Metazoa; Chordata; Actinopteri; Pleuronectiformes; Pleuronectidae
Gene: rnf180b
Product: ring finger protein 180b
Exons: 8
Coding region: 193-1746 (517 amino acids)
Biological process (GO): protein polyubiquitination; serotonin metabolic process; positive regulation of proteasomal ubiquitin-dependent protein catabolic process
Cellular component (GO): endoplasmic reticulum membrane
Molecular function (GO): ubiquitin protein ligase activity; ubiquitin conjugating enzyme binding
Source: RefSeq, a predicted model, not a curated record
CUCCACCUUCCGUAGCUCCCCGGCUCUGACGUCACGGGCUGCUCUGAAGCGCUAGCCUUGUUGAACUUUGUGUGUUUAGGUUUUUUUUCUUGACGCAGCUUUUCUUCGUUGUUUCGCGUCUCAAACUGCGCAGAGUUGUCCGGAAGAGCCGGACUGAAAAGCUGCUGUUGAUGAGUGUGAGGAGAGGGAACCAUGCUCCGCUGCAGGAGGUGUCGCAAAGGUGUGAUAGACUCAACAUGUUUGUCCCCGGAGGAGGCGACAGAGGAGAGCUCGGGUGCUAUUUGCAGUAUUUGGCACGUGAACGUUGACGCGCUGCCGGACUGGAUCCUGACCUCAGUUCACCAGGCCCAGUGGACUGUGGGGAAACUGAACUGCCACAACUGCAGCGCUCGUUUGGGCGGCUUCAACUUCAUCAACCACACUAAGUGUCCCUGUGGCCAGGACGCCACCGUCCACCUCAACAAAAGCCGCGUGGAUCGUGACCACAAGCACCACGUCCUCAUCGUCCAGCCGAGGAGGACGAGGCCUGAGAAGGGACGUGCUGCUCCGCCGACAGACAGCGCCGAGAACAACGCGGAGACGUUUAACGGGACAGAACCGGACAGUUUACAGGUCUACUGUGCCGCCGUCACGUCCCACAUCCGCCCUGAAGAGGCGUCGAGUUCACCGAGUGAAAACCAGUCGUUUCCCUUCAGUCCUCUGUACUGCAUCUCUCACAGGAGAAGGGGCAGUUUGGAGGAUGGCGCCACCUUCAGGUCGUCUUGUUUUUGCCCUGCGAGCCUCAUGGACAGGUCUGCGGCUGGUUUGACGUGGGCGGGGCCAGAUGAUGAGUCGACGUGGUCACCUGUCUCGUGUCCCACGCGUCAGGACGCGGACGGUGAAGCCUCAGGCGACGCUGACGCCUUCGGUUCACUUGGAGGGAGGCGGUUGCUCCUGGAUCAACCGCUGCUGCCAACUGUGGACACGGUGGAGUCGUCUGUGGCGACCACGACCAGCCACGAAGACGCUUCUGACUCAACCCUGUUCCUCAGAGGAAGAACCGUCUCCGACAGUGUAGCUGAGCGGGACGAGGAAACGGAGCCUCGAGCCUCUUCCGCCUCCCCAGCCUCGAUCAGCCGGAGAAGAAAAGAGAGGAACCGUCUGAAGGGUCUGCGACGGAAACAGAGGAGGAGAGAGCGCUGGCUGCACCGAUGGCAGGAGCAGGCCGAGAGUUUGAGCAGGUCCCUGGUGGACAGCGAGGAGGAAGACCGAGAGGGUCUGACCUGCGCCGUGUGUCUCGACGUCUUCUUCAGCCCGUACAGCUGCCAGCCCUGCGCUCACGUCUUCUGUGAGCCGUGUCUUCGCACGCUUGCCAAGAACCGACACACGAACACGCCCUGCCCUCUCUGCCGCACCCUCAUCUCGCACACCGACUUACACGAAGAGCUCAACCAGACGGUGAAGACCUUCUUCCCUAAAGUUUACUACGGCCGCCAGCUGAACUUCAAGAAGGCUCCGUGCGCAAAGUGGCCGCUGCCCAGCUGUCGCUCAUGCUUCCGUACCUUCUGGGGGUAUCAGAGACACGUAGCCACGGUGAGGGGACGCUGGCACUUCGCCCACGGAGCCUUCCCGCUGGACGCCCUGAACUUCACCGACAUGCGCGGCUGGCUCUUCGACGUCGGCCUCUUCGUCGACUACGUCCGCUCCGUCAACUGGAUCCUGGCUUUCCUGCUCCUCUGCUUCCUCGUGUACUUUUUCUUCUUUUGAGGAGCCGAGGACGAUUGAGAGUUUGCAGUGCCGGUUUAUCAGUCUUCAUUUUUUCUCUUGAGAGAUUUUCUGACUUUGAGAAAGUCUCAUCGAGUUUAUGUUGAAGGAAACGAUAAAACCAGAUGUAAAAGAAAAUGGAAGCGUUCACACUGUGUGAAGAGUUCAUUGUCUUACUGAAAGUAAACGACGAAGACAAUCAGGUGAAUCAUUUGAAUAUGCAACUGUGAAUUAUUUUAAUUUGAACAUAAAGGGUUUGAUUUAGUAUUUUAAUCUCCAGGAGAUUAAAACAUCUCUUUUUGAGUUCUGUUUGCUGGAUUGUUCAAUAGUAAUAUGAAAAACACUGAGCCACAUAAAUAUUACAAAUUAUUUAUGAAUAAUAAAAGUGUCUAAAUAGAUUUUACUUUAUUCUA